CAAACUUUGCUUACACCAUAACAAAACAACCCUUUAUUUUCUCCUCUUCUGUAUUUGUAUUCAUAUGUAUCUUCUUCUUCAAAUAAUCAAAGUUAAUAAGUCAUCGUUAAAUCUCUCAAAAACUUACACAAGAGAAAAAAAGUGUCUUUGGAUAUUAUCUCUACAAAAAAAAUGGUGUUAGAUUUGGGUGUGCAAAUAGCAAAUAUGGGAGAAAGUGGGCAUGCACAGGUGGUACCUAUAGCAGUAUUUGUGGCAGUUUUGUGUUUUUGCAUGGUGAUUGGUCAUUUGCUUGAAGAAAAUCGUUGGGUCAAUGAAUCCAUCACUGCAAUUCUCAUUGGAUGCUUAACUGGAAUGAUUAUAUUGCUGAUUAGCAAGGGGAAAAACUCUCACAUUGUACGAUUCGAUGAAGAAUUAUUCUUCAUUUAUCUCUUACCACCUAUCAUCUUCAAUGCAGGGUUUCAGGUCAAGAAGAAACAGUUUUUUCAAAACUUCUUGACAAUUAUGCUUUUUGGAGUUAUUGGUGUAUUCAUCUCAACUACCAUCAUUUCAACUGGUAGUUGGUGGCUGUUUCCUAAAGUUGGAUUUGCCGGGUUAACUGCACGAGACUACCUUGCUAUUGGAACUAUUUUCUCAUCUACUGAUACCGUGUGCACACUUCAGAUUCUUAAUCAAGACGAGACUCCGUUUCUGUACAGCCUAGUCUUUGGGGAAGGGGUAGUAAAUGAUGCGACAUCAGUUGUUCUAUUCAAUGCAAUUCAGAAGCUCAAUGUGAAAAGUUUUGGUGAUUGGACACAUGUAAUUGGAGAUUUUCUCUAUCUCUUUUUCGCGAGCACUGCACUGGGGAUCACUACAGGGCUUCUGACGGCAUAUGCCCUUAAAGCAUUGUAUUUUGGUAGACAUUCCACGGAUCGUGAGAUUGCCUUGAUGACUCUGAUGGCAUACUUGUCCUACAUGUUGGCCGAGCUGUCACAGUUGAGCGGGAUUCUAACUGUUUUCUUCUGUGGUAUCGUCAUGUCACAUUAUGCGUGGCAUAAUAUAACCGAGAAUUCAAGGAUCACAACAAGGCACAUAUUUGCAACUAUGUCAUUCAUUGCCGAGACCUUCAUUUUCCUGUAUGUCGGUACAGAUGUUUUCGAUAUGGAGAAAUGGAAGAUGACCAAGAUGGGCUUUGGGACAUUGGUAGGCAUCUACACGACCGUAGUCUUUCUAAUAUUACUAGGUCGUGCUGCGUUUGUGUUUCCUCUUUCUGCUAUUUCAAAUCGUAUGAAUCGAGAGAAAGAAAAUUCUGGUAGAAGAUCAACCAUUACAUUCAGAAAGCAGGUGAUUAUAUGGUGGGCUGGACUUAUGAGAGGAGCAGUCUCCAUUGCAUUGGCAUUCAAACAGUUCACAUACUCUGGCAUAACAAUGGAUACUGUAAACGCUACAAUGGUCACCACCACUGUGAUUGUUGUGCUCUUCACCACACUGGUCUUUGGGUUUCUAACAAAGCCGCUCAUACUGUACCUAGUCCCUCACACUCCAACUCAAGAAACCAAGUCCCCGAAAGAUGACCUCACUUUACCGAUGCUUUCGAUGGACGAAUCAGCUGCUACAAAUCUCAGUCGGGCUAAGGACAGUUUAUCAAUGCUGAUAGAAAGACCAGUUCACACAAUUCAUUCCUACUGGAGAAAGUUCGAUGAUGCUUACAUGAGACCGUUAUUUGGGGGGCCAGUUGACAGUCAGCGCAGAUAAGGGAAUGCUUGUCUUGCUGAUCAACAGAUUGGAAGCUGAUCCAAGCUACAGGUUUUGACAGAGCAGUCACGGUCUAAGAUAGUCGUGUAAACCAAGUAUUGUUGCCUUCACUCUUUGUCGAACAUGCAUCAAAGAGGUGUUAUGAGUUAUGAAGCGUCCCGUGGAACAGCUGCAGUCCCUCAGAAGCAUGAAGAGGGCUGGUGGACUGAGUUUGAUGUUCUACAAUGAUCUAUCUCAUCUGGAUAGUGAUUCUCAAAUCUCCAAUGAUGUUCCAUUCUAUAAAUUGUUUAGUAUUGACCAAUAAAGUUCUGUUUCGUA
Beta vulgaris subsp. vulgaris (sugar beet) is the source of this 2049-nucleotide messenger RNA. Its product is annotated as sodium/hydrogen exchanger 4. Gene Ontology annotation, biological process: regulation of pH; proton transmembrane transport; sodium ion transport. The coding region runs from base 172 to 1731 and encodes 519 amino acids. Lineage: Eukaryota; Viridiplantae; Streptophyta; Magnoliopsida; Caryophyllales; Amaranthaceae. Gene Ontology annotation, cellular component: membrane. The record is from RefSeq and is a predicted model, not a curated record. Gene Ontology annotation, molecular function: sodium:proton antiporter activity. The transcript has 14 exons.